AUGAUCAAGGCAGAACUUCGAGAUUUCAGUGCAGGAGAUGACAAGGAAGUUGCAUGCGACAUUGUCGCGUCUGAUCAACGCCUUCAGGAUCUAGGGUACGCGGUUGAAUUCCGCCGCGAGAUGUCUCUUUUCGGCGUGCUUGGGAUGUCGUUCUGUGCCAUCGGCAUCUUGACUGGAAUGAGCAGUGCGUUUCAAACAGGGCUAUUCUCUGGAGGUCCGCUUGGCCUCUUCUGGGGAUGGAAUAUAUGCAGUUUCUUUAUGUUUCUCAUUGCUUUAAGUCUCGCAGAGAUUUGCAGUACAUACCCAACAAUGGGAGGACUCUACUUUUGGGUUUGCAAAAUGAAACCAGACAUGCCUAUCCUUGGUUUUUUCACUGGCUGGCUUUAUUCCAUGGCUAUGGUGUUUACCGGUGCUGCCGGAAAUUUGAGUAUUGCUCUAUACCUUGCAUCAAUGGCAGAGGUUGGACAAGGAAGGACUUUGACGGGAAUAGAAAUCACUGCCAUCGCAUGGGCCAUGAAUAUAUUCUCUGGCAUUAUCAAUACCAUCGGAACGAAGGCUAUAGGACGAAUGAGUGCGUUCAAUGUCUGGUGGACGCUGGGCGGGACGUUUGUGCUGGUCAUCACCCUGCUUGUGAAAGCGCCUGUGAAGAAUUCUCCGGAAUUCGUGUUCACGAAUUUUGAAAACUUCACCGGUUGGCAAUCGAAAGGCUUCGUCGUGCUUCUUGGGUUUCUUCAGGCUGUAUACACACUGGAGGGAUGUGAAACAGCAGCUCAAGUAGCAGAAGAAGCUGUACGCGCAGAAAUCCUGGCCCCUCUUGCUGUGGUAGGCAGCAUUGCAGGCUCUUGGUUAAUCGGUCUCGCAUACAUGCUUUCGCUUCUUUUCGCGGUCCAGAACAUCGCAUCCGUUAAGGCCACCACAUUCGCCCUCCCAAUCUCUCAACUUUUCUAUGAUGCUGUCGGGCCCCAGUUGACACAAGUGUGUCUGGUUGUGGUGACACUUGCUCAAGUGAUGGCUGCGUUUACAAAUUUUACUGCAAGCUCGAGGCUGUUCUAUGCGCUCGCAAGAGACAAUGCGUUCCCGUUCAAAAAGCAAUUUAUGGCCUUGAACCGAUUCCAAGCGCCAUAUUGGGGUGUAUGGACCAGCGUCUUGAUAGGAUGCCUUAUAUCGUGUGCCUACAUCGGAUCUGCGGUGGCAUUCAACGCCAUCCUAUCUUCAGCAGCCAUAUCAGUGAUGUUGAGCUACUUGCAACCCAUCCUUAUUCGCGUGUUCUGGCCUGACUGCAUCGAAGAAUUUGGACCUUUUUGCCUUGGAAAAUGGUCAUGGCCAGUGAACUUUGCAAGUUUUUUGUUUUGCGUUUUCAUCUGCGUUUUAUUCAUCCUACCUACGGCAUACCCGGUGAACGUCCUCAACAUGAAUUACGCAAUUGUUGCUGUGGGCGGUCUUUUGGUUAUAAUCACGAUCAACUGGUUUUGGUGGGGAAAGCAUAGCUUCAAAGGUCCUGUCAAAACAUGGGUCACACCAAAUUCCUCACUCUAA
This is a messenger RNA of Suillus bovinus, 1536 nucleotides long. Its product is annotated as amino acid transporter. Gene Ontology annotation, biological process: amino acid transport; transmembrane transport. The coding region runs from base 1 to 1536 and encodes 511 amino acids. Gene Ontology annotation, cellular component: membrane. The record is from RefSeq and is a predicted model, not a curated record. The transcript has 11 exons. Gene Ontology annotation, molecular function: transmembrane transporter activity. Lineage: Eukaryota; Fungi; Basidiomycota; Agaricomycetes; Boletales; Suillaceae.